Molecule: messenger RNA, 3150 nt
Organism: Microplitis mediator
Lineage: Eukaryota; Metazoa; Arthropoda; Insecta; Hymenoptera; Braconidae
Gene: Reps
Product: ralBP1-associated Eps domain-containing protein 1
Exons: 6
Coding region: 511-2595 (694 amino acids)
Biological process (GO): endocytosis; endosomal transport
Cellular component (GO): plasma membrane; cytoplasm
Molecular function (GO): protein binding; calcium ion binding
Source: RefSeq, a predicted model, not a curated record
UGACAGUGAUAAUUUACCGGUUUAGUGAAUUUGCUCAAAACUCCAAAAUCCAAGUCCAUUUAAAUGGUUAUUAUUUUUUUUAAAUUAAAAAUAUUAAUUACUCGUAAUUAUAAAAACAAUGACGUAAUUGUUUAUUAAGUAAAAGUUAUUUCUAAUAAAUUUCAGUGGUUAAUAGGCAAGUUAACAGUAUAAAUGUACGUGGAUCUUGGGUUGAUCAUCAAUACGAGGAUAAAAAUGGCGGAUGUUGGAAAUAGUUUAGAGUAAUAGGGGUCAUGUAGUUGUCUCAUUUAAAUAAAACUAUCAAAAAUUUUGUGAUUAAGUAUUUAAAUUUUUAUAAUUUCCUAUACUAGUGAGUUUAUUUAAACCAGAGAUAUGGCUACGAGUUAGAAUAUUUACAUGUAAAUAAAAGUCUACACAGUAGGAAGACGAGCCAACGUUAUCAGCUUCCUCUGCUUUCCAUUUAACAAGAGUUUGUUUUAUUGUUCGUUUUUUAAAAAAAAAAAGUACAUAAUGAAUUGGGAGUUUAUUUCCGAAGCAAAUGCUCACCUGACAGAGACUGAAUUACGUUAUUACGGUGAUAUAUUUUUGUAUUGUUGUGACAACACGGAUCCUGAUAAUGUCCCGGUUGUCAAGGCUGCUGAGUUAUUUCGUUCUGCAAAUUUACCUCGAGAUAUAACUAUUAAGAUACUGGACAUAUGUGUGGGUUCAAAGGUAAACAAUCACAUGGGCAGAAAACAGUUUUACGCAGCAUUAAAAUUAGUUGCUGCGCAUCAAGCUGGUUUGGAUAUACACCGUGAUAUGACUAUUAAUUCAUUGGAAAUGGCAACACCGUUACCGAGAUUCUCGUGGCCUACGUCUGGUGACGAGGACACAAGCGAACGACGUAAUAAAGAUUGUAUGGUAUCUAAUGCUAAAACAUUGAGUCAAUCUGGUGGAUUAACUGGAUCACAUUUACCUGAAAGUACUACAGAGAGUGAGAGUGACGCUGAAUCUCCUCGAGAAACUGGUGGCAGUACUGACUCACCCACGCCCACGAAUAGUGUAACGCAAGAGCGGAUAAUUGACGGAUUGAUGGCUGGAGAUAACAUUUUAGACUCAGCCUCUGGUAGCUGGCAAGGUCUGCUGGUGUCCGAAGAACAACGACAGCUGCUGGGUACUGAGGAAGAAAGUUCUGAGCGACACAGCAGCGACGAAGCUGAUGCUGAUGGGGAUGCUUCGAGUUUUCCACCUGAAGAAGUUUGGAUUAUCAGUGAGGAACAGAGAGAUUAUUAUGCCGCCCAGUUUUCGCGACUGCAACCAAAUCCGGAGGGUUUGUUGGCUGGUUCAGUUGCCAGGACAUUCUUUGAAAAAUCGCGACUGCCAGUUGCUGAGCUGAGACGGAUUUGGCAGCUGGCAGAUGUCACCAGAGACGGAGCAUUGAGUUUGCAGGAAUUUUAUGUUGCAAUGCAUCUUGUUGUGCUGAGGAGAAAUCACGUUCCACUCCCGGAUUCAUUGCCACCUAGUUUGGCAUUUACUUUGACAGUACCGCCGCCACCGUUACCAGCUUCAGCUUCACUCGUCGCUGCUGAAGUAUCUCCUCCUCAGCCUCCUCCUCCGCCACCCCCAACACCUCCAACUCAAACCAAUACGCAGAUAAGUCAAAGUCAAUCUCAAUCUCAGUCUCAGUCUCAAACUCAAGGCUCACCUGACUCACGUACCACUGGCUCGACGUUAAUCUCAAACACGGCAAUCAACACCCGAGAAAAAAAUAAAGAAUGGACUAAAUUCGUCGAUUCUCCAACUGGUAGUGCGGGUGCGUUAGCAAGUCCCGGACCAAAACCAAAAUUUAUCGUUAAUUUUGACUUACAAAAAGCUGCUGUUGAAAGAGAUCCAAAGAUUCUACAUCCGGUCCCACUCAGGCUGACUCCUGAGGCCGCUAUUUUGGCUUCCACCGCCAAUGGAAAUAAUAGCACCGCUGGACUAGUUGAUGAAGACGUUCUACUGUCGGCUGUAAACCUAGGACAGAGAUCGCUCAAUAAAAAGUCACUUAAUUCAAAUGACGACGGUCUCGCCGUCACGCCGAAAAAAGAACCACCUCCGCCACCACCUCCCAGGCCUUACAGAACUCACACCCGGAGCUCUAGUCUCGAUCUUAAUAAAUUAGGUAAAAAUGGACAAAAUUUUUUAGGUGCUCCGCCUUCAGUGCCACCGAGAAUCUCACCAGGAGUUAGUUCACCGAGAAAACUAGUCGGACAAAAAAGUGAAUGUGAUGAUCAAAGAAUCACAAAUGAAAGUUCAAGUUUCGUUGCUGAUUUUUCACAUUUCUCUCCCAAGAGCGAAGAUGUCACAAGUCUAGAGACCGCUACAGCGAACCAAAGCCAACAGUUUACUGGAGUUUGUGGUGCUUUUCAUAUUUAUCGUAAACCUAGUCCCAAACCUGGAGAAGGUGAAGAAGAAGGAAAAGAUGAUACUGAUGACAGUAAAAGUCUGACUCUAGAGGAAUUAAGAGAAAAAAAUUCCGAGUUGAGGCUCGUAUGCGAAGAACUGACCCGCGAAUUGGCCGGCGCGCUUCAAGAACGUAUUAAUUUACGUGCUAAAUUGCUUCUUAUAACUUGAUCCUGCAUUUCUUCACUAUCUCUCCUCCAUUUCCGGCACUCAGACGCCGUGGUUGUCCGCCCAUACUUGCAAUCACGUUCUCGUUCGCUUUCCUCAUAAAAAAAAGUCAAUCCACUACCUUAUAUUUUUUUUUUACUUGCACUUUUACUGCUCGUAAAUAUUUUUAAAAAUAACAAUCAUAAUAUAAAUGUCUAAAAAGUGCUAAAAUACUUUAGAUAUUUUAUUUCCUCUUCACUUUUGAUUAUUAAAUUUAUGACAAAGUGUUGAUAGGAAAAUUUAAAAUACUAUUAUUGGUACUGAGUAAAAAAAAAUAAAUAAAAGUAAAUAUUAAUACUGCAUUACGAAUUAAAAAAAAAAAACGUGAUAAAUAAUUUAAAUACAGUAUCAAUUGACUUUGUCGAUUAAAGUCAAAAUGUAUUUUCGUAAGCUAUUGAAAAAAAAGUCUAAUCAAAUGUUUCUGUAUGUAUCGUAAAGAUAUAGUUAGCUGUUGAUGUUUUCUACAUAUACAUUAUUAUCAAAUAAAUAUCAUUAAUUUAAAAAAAUAAAAAAAUAAAA